Molecule: messenger RNA, 264 nt
Organism: Truncatella angustata
Lineage: Eukaryota; Fungi; Ascomycota; Sordariomycetes; Amphisphaeriales; Sporocadaceae
Product: 40S ribosomal protein S21
Exons: 5
Coding region: 1-264 (87 amino acids)
Biological process (GO): translation; endonucleolytic cleavage to generate mature 3'-end of SSU-rRNA from (SSU-rRNA, 5.8S rRNA, LSU-rRNA); endonucleolytic cleavage in ITS1 to separate SSU-rRNA from 5.8S rRNA and LSU-rRNA from tricistronic rRNA transcript (SSU-rRNA, 5.8S rRNA, LSU-rRNA)
Cellular component (GO): ribosome; cytosolic small ribosomal subunit
Molecular function (GO): structural constituent of ribosome
Source: RefSeq, a predicted model, not a curated record
AUGGAGAACGACAAGGGAGAGAUCGUUGACCUCUACGUCCCCCGCAAGUGCAGCGCCACCAACCGCAUCAUCAAGGCUAAGGAUCAUGCUUCAGUCCAGAUUUCCGUUGCCAAGGUCGACGAGAACGGUCGUCUAGUCGCUGGCGAGAACCACGUCUACGCCCUCUGCGGUUUCGUUCGUGCCAUGGGCGAGUCAGACGAUGCUUUCAACCGCCUGGCCCAGCGUGAUGGCCUCGUCAAGAGCGUCUGGUCUGGUCAGCGAUAA